This is a messenger RNA of Aegilops tauschii subsp. strangulata, 375 nucleotides long. Lineage: Eukaryota; Viridiplantae; Streptophyta; Magnoliopsida; Poales; Poaceae. The record is from RefSeq and is a predicted model, not a curated record.
AUGGCCAUCGCGCCCGAGCCGUUCCCCGUCGUCGCCUCGCCGUACACGGCCGCCCGCCGCGCCUGGCCGCGCACCGCGCCGCCGUUGCCUCCCACCGGCGUUGGCCUCUGGCUUCACCCCGCACCCUCGCCCCCGUACGCGCCCGUGGCCGCGCGUGGCCGCCUCUGCCCGUCCCCUACUGCGGCUCUGCUCCGGCCAAGCCGCCGCACGCCGUCGCUCGCCCCCGCCUCCGCCUGCCGCGGCCGGCUGGCGAUCCUCGCCUCGCCGCGCCCCGACGGCCUUCGUCCGCCGAGCCCCCUCGCCAGUCCCGUUCGGGCGGACGCCCGACGCCCGGCGCCCGUUGCGCCCGAACCACCUUGGCCUAUGGGCCAAUGA